Messenger RNA from Lottia gigantea (owl limpet), 4215 nucleotides. RefSeq lists its product as hypothetical. Gene Ontology annotation, molecular function: calcium ion binding. Gene Ontology annotation, cellular component: membrane. The record is from RefSeq and is a predicted model, not a curated record. NCBI's taxonomy places the organism in Eukaryota, Metazoa, Mollusca, Gastropoda, Lottiidae. The transcript has 27 exons. The coding region runs from base 1 to 4215 and encodes 1404 amino acids. Gene Ontology annotation, biological process: homophilic cell-cell adhesion.
AUGAAAAGCUUCAUUUUGUGCGUUUUACUGUUCGACCUUACGUUCUCCUCCACAACUGUUCCAGCAAAUACACAAGCAGCCACAACUGAUGCUGGAUCUGUUACGUCUGAGGGUACGACAUUGGCUGCGACCACUACAACUACAACUACGGUGCCAACCACAGAGGGUACCAAAAGCCCAGAAAUCCUGAACCAACCCUUGGAUGUGAACCUGCUGGAGUCCACCAAGGUUCAGACUGAGUUACUAUGUAUAGACUGCACUGAUCCAGAUGGCCUGAAUACAGAGGUUCAUAUUGCUGCCAUUCGUCCUGAUAAUACAAGUUCUAGUUUCUCAUCUUUUGCCAUUUGGAAGGAAGAUGGGGCCACAGGUUAUUGUGUUCAUUUUAUACCAGGACAGGGGAUGCUGUCUUACACAGAAACACCCAUAUUGACCCUACAGCUAGAGUGUACAGAUGGUGUUGAUGAACCUACAUCAGCUGAUUUGACAGUUCGUCUUCAACCGAACUAUCCACCCCAGUUCACUCAGAACGUUGCCACAGUCAACGUGCCAAGCAGCCAGUCUAAAGUAAAGAAUGAUGUGAUAUAUUCGGUGACUGCCAGUGACGCGACACCUGGUGACAACCUGACAUUCACCAUGACAUCAUCACCUGACACUGGAUAUUUCACCAUUGAUCCAAUUAGUGGUGAAAUCAAAGCCAAUCAAGACCUAUCAACAUUAUGUGAUGUUCAAUCAACAGAGCUAGAAGUCAUGGUGACUGAUGGAUUCAAUGAACCUCAGGGGCCAAUGAAAAUGACUCUCAAUUUAGACGACAUCAACCAGCCGCCCAGUCUGACCAAUAUGAACAGGGAGAUCCUGGUUGGAGAACAUGCUCUGGCUGAUAAAAAGGACACCCUGUAUACCAUUGAGCAUGAUGAUGAGUUCAUCUUAAACAACCAGCUUCAGUAUACCCUUGUCACCACACCAUCAGAAUAUUCAGCUUACUUCGCCAUGAAAAAUGAUGACGGCUACUGCCCUGGGCAGCCAUCUUGGAUCAAAAUCAAAGUAACCGAUGAGAAUGACCCAGUAACUUUGAACCUCGGUGAGCCUUUGGGAAAUGUUGAUGAAGGAUUGAUAACAUUUGAUCCCACCCCUCAAAUCAAAGACGAAGACCGUCUGGACAAUCCAGUCUAUUCCUUGGUAGGCAAGAACACCCAGUUCACCAUCGAUCCCUCCACUGGAGUGAUCUCCUCUAUAGGGGAAUAUGACAGAGAUAGUACAACGAAUAAAGCUGUCGUGAACUUGAUGAUCAGAGCUACAGACAAGGGAGGCAACUAUAGUGAAGCUGCCGUUACCUUGAACGUUGAUGAAAUAAAUGACAAUGCUCCAGAGGUGACCUCCAAGAGCUACACGGCAGACGCCAUGACCUGCAGUCCUCCGGCUGACUUGGGGAUAACUCUACCGAGCCCAACUGAUGAUGACAGACGAGGAAGCAUCAAUGAAGACGUCGAGUAUAUACCCCAGAGUUCUGGCCCUUUGAUGGUAACCAAGGCUGGCCAAGUAUUUUUGACCUCCACCCCAAAUGCUGGUUUCUAUAGUGUUAAUGUGUUUGCCAAAGAUCAAGGGAUCAAUCCAGGUCCAUUGAUCAGUGCUACAUCAGUGACAGUGAACCUGCUAGUGACUCCCUGUACCACCACGCCAGUUCCUACUACCAAGAAAGUGGUAGUACAACAAGCAGCUGCCAGCAGUAACAGUAACAGUAAUAGCCAAAAUAGCAUCCAGAAUGUUGCCACUUCUGCUCCAGUGUCAGCUGAUACCAGCUUUGAUUGGACAAAUCUAUGGAUUGCUUUAGGAUCUAUCUUAGGAGCUUUGCUGUUGGGUCUGCUGGCCUAUCUUCUCUAUAAAUGUUGCUGCUCCAAUGGUUGCAGUAGUGGAUCCAGAUGUCGUUGCUGUCGAAGAUGCUGCGAUACAGAAAGAGUGUCCACACCAAUGUCUCAGAAAAAUAAAGUGGCACCAAGCACGCCAAUGAAAGAAGCAUAUACAGAAGAUGAAGGAGAGCUUUAUGACUUUUGGAAAGAACAUUAUUUAGAAGAAGAUAUUAUUAUAGAACCAAAUCGGUUAGCUCUACCUUCGCCUGUCAUAAAAAUGAUAAAUAAGAAGAAACAUGUCUGGUAUAUUUGGUUUAUUUUGUAUUUAGGCAUAGUACCUUUAAAAUGUGUACCAAACAUAGACAACCAACCUCUAGUCUUCACAUUAUUUGAGGGGACGAUACGAGAAACAGAAAUAGCUUGUAUCACUUGUACCCCCACCACUCCCGGCACUCCCUACGAUCUCAAGAUACUGUCAGUAACACCCUCAACACCCUGUGGUCAGAGAUGUUUUGGUUUGUGGAACAAAGCCAAUGCCCUUGCUCCCCCAAAUUAUUGUUUAUAUUAUGUUCACUCUCAAUCGUCAUCUUUGAGUUAUUUGACCGCAUCAACUUACAGAAUCAAUACACAAUGUCGUGAUGACACAACAACGUCAACUGCCAUCAUUGAAAUCAGACUGAAUCCAAACACUCCGCCUUAUUUUACCUCUAUUUUUGGAGAUGGUCAAAUCCGUGUAACUAAGGACAUGAAGAGCGUAUGCUCCGUGUCCUCAACAGAGUUACAAGUUACCGUGCGUGAUAACGCUAACACUAUAGGUGGGCCAAAACGUAUCGAAUUGAAUUUUGCAGAUGUAGCUGUGGCGCCAAGCGUCAGUAACAUAGAUACUGUGAUUACUAUAGUAGAGUUGCAGGCGGUGCCAGUAAUUAUCAGAACUUUGGCGCCCAGUGUUACCCCAGUAACCUACAACUUACUGGCUGUACCAACAACCUAUACUGACCAUUUUAGUGUUCAGGGGACGGAUGGAAAUGACCUGUUCUUAACGAAGGCACUUAAUUUUGAAGAUGUGGCCUUCAUCAAUGUAACAGUAGAGGUCCAAGAUGGUUUCUGUAUUGGUCGAAAUUGGAUUGGAAUAAAUGUUUUCAAUCAAAAUGACCCUCCCACUUUAACUGUCAAUCAAAAUGCUUUUGUUGUGGAUGAAGGAAUGAUCAGCAUUGAUCCAGGUUUCAUAGCAGUAGAUGAGGACCAGGGCCAGACCAUGAUAUUUUCCUUCACCGCACCCAAUGGACAGUUCAGUAUCAACCCUUUAAGUGGCGUCAUCACUUCCCUGGGUAUAAUAGACCUGGAUGUUCUUAAUUUGAACACAAAAUCCUAUGAUUUGAAUGUUCAGGUAUCUGAUGGACAAGCCUCAGUAACCACCAACAUUAAAGUGACUGUGAGAGAAGCCAAUGACAACAAACCGAUCAUCCUGGGACCUGGUAGCUAUUCCUAUAACAAAAUGGAUUGUGAUGGACUACAGAAGCUUGGUACUGUCCAGGCAUUCGAUUCUGAUAUUGGCACCAAUGGAGAGUUUGAGUUUAUUGGUGGUACAACUGGACCCUUAACUGUCACUAGAAAUGGUAUGAUUUUUAUGGAGGCCAAUCCUGCCAUAGGCGGUCACUUUGUGGAGGUGAGAGCAAUCGAUCAUGGAGUAAACCCAUUGACAUCCUCAGCACCGGCAACAGUGACUUUGAUAGUCUUAGCUUGUCCAGAGCCCUCCACAACUCCUUCACUAGUUAGUACGGAUACCACGCCAGUCUUCACAGGAGAGACCACACCAUAUUUACCCAUCCCGACCGAUGAGCUGGAAUUCUUCACUAACCCAGACAACAUUCCAUGGUUAGUCCUGGUAGGACUACUUGGGCUGGUUCUUCUGAUUAUGGUCAUGUUCGUCAUCCAUCGACUGUGCUGUGCCAAGCAGCUGCCACCUUUCCCCAGACGACCACCUAGUCCGCCAUACUACCAAAGAGACCCAGAGAGACGGCAACAUCCUAGAGAAUUUGAGAGAUCAGAAAACAGGAAUCAUCCACGAGAAAAAAGACAAACAAGAAGGAAACGGGACAAAAAUAUGGCCAAACGAGGCAAUAGACCUCAGGGACAUAAUAGGUAUCCACCUGGACCCAAUGGGUAUCCUCCUGGACCCAACAACCAGAUACCAAAUAGACCUCCUUACCCUGAUGAUGAUGCCCGAACGAUGAGCCCAUUUAAGAUUGAAACUGACCCAAUGAAUGUUAAUUUUAAACCAAGCACUGAGAGAAAAUCGCAUGAAUAUUUUCAAGAAAAGAAUGAAGAUGUAGUGUCCAGGCGGCAUAUCAACGUUUCUCCUAUCAACUGA